Messenger RNA from Bombus terrestris (buff-tailed bumblebee), 1934 nucleotides. RefSeq lists its product as uncharacterized. The record is from RefSeq and is a predicted model, not a curated record. The transcript is spliced from 4 exons. The coding region runs from base 256 to 1872 and encodes 538 amino acids. NCBI's taxonomy places the organism in Eukaryota, Metazoa, Arthropoda, Insecta, Hymenoptera, Apidae.
UGUAUAUAUAGAUAUAAGUAAAAUUAUUCUCGUUUGAUUACAAAAAAAUACUUAUUUGUUUGAUUCUAACAUUGAUAUAAAACCUAAUGUCUAUUUAUAUUCAUGUCAUAAAAUAAUAAGUGGGCAUUUGAGUCACAAGAAAGUCGAACAUCGAAUAUUAUUGCCCGGUGAAUAUGUACGGCAUUUGUCAGUGAGAAGUUUGAAAUAGUUUUACAUCAAAUUUUGAUAAGAAAUUGUUCACAAUCCAUCACAACGAUGGAUCAAAUGGAAAGAUUUUUACCAUUCACGUUGAAACGAGAUCAGGAAGAGUUUGAUAUUUGGGAUAGCGAUGAUAACACUAGUCUCGAAGAUAUUAACAAUCUCCUUUCAAUUUCAAUACCUUCACUUUCAGCGAACAAAUUUCACAUUCCCACUGAUCCGAAUGAUGAAUUUCUUCGACUGACUACUACGGUUCGUGCUAUAUAUUUUUCCUAUUUACAUAAAUGUUUACUUAGCAAUUACAUCCUUUGUUAUAAGGAGAAGAAUGAAGAGAUUCCGAGUAGUCAGUUGAAAAUGUGUGCAAAUCAAAUGGAAUUACUUGCAGUUCGAUCAUCUUUAGAAACCACUUUAUACAGGCAAAAUAUAUUGAAAUUGAUUUCAGAUGUAAAAUCACAUACAUCAGAGAAAAAAGCCUAUAAAAAAUUGGUGAUAUUUUUGAAAACCACACCAUCUAAGGUAGACAUUGGAGUUCAAACAAUUAAUUCAUGGGUGGAGUUAGAAAGGGCAGAUAACAUUCAAAGUAUAUGUAUCACCUCUAAUUGCGAUGAAUUGUCCUCAACAAAGGAAAUAUUAAAGCAUAAAGAAGAGGAUGAUAUAAAUGGUGAAAAUGAAGACUAUAUGGAUGAUAUAUCUUCUCAGUUGACGGUCUAUAAUAAUACAGCUUCACCUAUUAUCAAUUCUACUAGUCUUAAUGAUAUAGAAAACAAUAAAUUCAAUGAUUUAGAUGAAGAGACAUGCGAUAAAAUAAUAGUAAAUGAAGAAACAAUAAAAGAAGAAGAUAGCAAUAUUUUUAGUUGUAUACAAGAUAAUCCUAAUAUUCAAGUUACAAAUCAAUCCAAUGUCCAAAUUGACGAUGAGAAUUCACAGGAUUCUCUUUUGCAACACAUGGAAGAUAUGUUCUGUGACAGUGAUGAUAGUAGCGAUCUUAUGACAUUAAUUGAGAAACAUUCAGGCGUUACUAAAGCUAAUAUGGAUAAAGAAAUUAAUGCUCUUCUCCCACAUAAUUCUAGUGGUUCUAUUAACACGAUUAAAAGUAAUGACAUAAAGAUUAACUCGGUUAAGAACACUAACAUAAAAACAUCAAAUACAAAUACAGGGAAGUAUAGUUUUAUUUAUUAUAAAGAGAUGAAAACCAGAAAAAGUAAUAAUAAAUCAUCAUCAACAGAAAAUGAGACAACAGAAAACAAGCAAAAACGUAGAAUAAAUAAUAUUUGGCUUGUUGAACGUGUAUAUCAAGAAUCAAAACUAAAGGCAAGAAUGACAGAAUUAUCUUUAAAAGAUUGUAGAAGACAUGGAAGAGUUAAGGAAAAAUUUAUUGAAUUAUUUGGAGAAAGUGAUGAUGAAGAUAUGACAACAGAUUCACCAAUUUGUAUAGAAGAACAUUUAACAGCAUGUAAAGAAAGAAUAGCACCAUGGAUUGUAAAAUACUUAAUGCCGUUCUAUAAGAAACGAAGAAUAAAAAAUAGAGAGCUCUUUAAAGUAGUUGCCAAGCAUAUAGCUGAUAUGCUUAUUAUUGAGAAUACAUUUCCUGAACAAGACUGUGUAAGCAAGUAUAUAGAAACAUACUUCAAAAAUAAAAACUUCAUUAGAACUAAACAGGAUGUAUAUCUAUAAACAUUUGUUACAUAGUUGAAUCUAUUAAAUAAAAGAAACGUCACAGAACAUUUUACAUAACA